This is a messenger RNA of Bombus impatiens (common eastern bumble bee), 3025 nucleotides long. RefSeq names its product repressor of RNA polymerase III transcription MAF1 homolog (gene Maf1). The record is from RefSeq and is a predicted model, not a curated record. Lineage: Eukaryota; Metazoa; Arthropoda; Insecta; Hymenoptera; Apidae. The transcript has 5 exons. Bases 933 to 1628 code for a protein of 231 amino acids. Gene Ontology annotation, biological process: negative regulation of transcription by RNA polymerase III. Gene Ontology annotation, cellular component: nucleus. Gene Ontology annotation, molecular function: RNA polymerase III core binding.
UUCUGUCACGUAGAACGCAUAUAUUCGUUGCAUAUAGGUGUACUAAUAUCGGGACGCAAAUAAUUGAUAAACGGUGCGAAACAGGAACAAAAAAGAGUAGAAGUUUGACGAUCCUUGAUUAUUGCAUCGGAAUUAUAUCAAAUCUACGGUGGUUUUGUUUGACAGUGACCGUGAUAAUUCAAGUGAUAGUGACAACAAUGUCCGUAAUUAUGGAUUGUUUUCGUCAGUAGCGGAUGUGUAAAAGUUUUCUUAGUCACUUUGUUUAGCUGACUUCUAAUAAACGAGUCUGAUUCCUUGUUUUCUCACAACUCUUGUGGCACAUUCGCCAGCGACUUUCAGUUUAGCGCGAGUUUUCGACCCUAAAAAAAAAGAAAAAAAAAAGAAGAACGGCGUCUUUUGUUUCUCAAGGGUAGUCUCGCCGUCUUGUCUGUUCUAUACGCCGUUUUCCCUCUCUUUAGCUUGCACGUCACUCGCACCAGCGACAAGAAAGCAACGCUGGUCAUAGCUGAAGUUUAAUCUGAGAACCGAUUGCUGAAAUCGGACUGCGUACAGACGGUAAAUUCGUCUCGAUAUCUUUAAUUAGAGAUCUGUGAUGUACAAGCUCGGCGUCGCGGGAAAAAUCAUUACGUCCACGAUUAAUUUCGUACACUCGAAGAGGAAAGGAAUUUUCAUAUAUAUAAGAAAGAUGUACAAAGACUCAAUAAGUCUUCGAUGUCCGAGAAGUUUUCUAAAUUUUCGAUUAUAUUGAACACCUUGACCGUCCGACUGAGAAACGAGGUCAAGUUUAGUCGAAAAACACAUUAAAGGUCAUCAGCUCCUAUGUAAUGGAGCAUUAAUGACAGGAGUGUUACACUAAGAGAUGCACAAAGGAUAUUCAGUACAGAGAGGCUGUUCUUACACAACGUAAAAGAAAACUGCUGCUUGUCGACAAGAUGAAAUUGCUGGAAAGUACACGUUUCGAAGCUAUAAACAGUGCCUUGUCCAUCAAGACUGGAGACAGCAAAAUAAUAGGCAGAAUAGAGAGUUACUCCUGCAAAAUGGCUGGAAAUGAUAAACAGUUGUAUAAACGUUUCAAUGCAGAGCAAGGUUUUACUCCACAUGAUCUUCAAGCUUUAUCACCACCACAAACAUCUUUAGGAACAUCACCUGCUCAAGGCCGCAGUGUUUCUGGUGAUGAAGAUGGUCCACUAUGUGAUACAAUCAGUAGAAAAACAUUAUUCUAUUUGAUUGCCACCUUGAAUUCAGCUUUCCAUCCAGAUUAUGAUUUUUCUGAUGCUAAGAGUCAUGAAUUCAGUAAAGAACCAAGCUUGCAAUGGGUCAUGAAUGCUGUAGAUAGUAAUUUGAGUGCAACCGCGGUUGAUCAUUAUCGUACUCUUCGAACGGCACUUUGGGCUGCCAUUGAUCAUGAAAUAUCUUUAAAUGAAUGUGAUAUUUAUAGUUACAAUCCAGAUUUUGCAUCUGAUCCAUUUGGAGAAGAUGGCUGCUUGUGGUCUUUUAAUUAUUUCUUCUAUAAUAAGAAAUUAAAACGCAUUGUGUUUUUCCCAUGCAGAGCAAUAAAUCCUCUCUACGUGUUAGAUUCUGGUGUUGGCAGUGAUUUUGCCAUGGAUGAAGAUGAAGACAGAUACUAAAUUCAUAAUACAUGUUUACAAACUUCAUCACUAUCUUUAUUUGUUCUGCCAUACAGAGGCAUGAAUGAACAUUAAAUUUCACCUAUUAUAGUAGUGUUACGUUUAACUAACCGCUACUAUCCCCACCAGUUCUUAGAACUAGUUCCCCGAAACAUCUGACGUUACGCAAUUAAAAUAAAUAAACGUGUCAGACAUCCCUCUUGCAUUCAACAGAGUACUUAGAAUUUUCUAGAAUUAUACUUCUCUUGAAAACCGAUUAGAUAUGAUCCCGAGCCGCGGUUAAUUAACGCGGCACUACUGUACGUAACUUAUUAUGUACAGUGAUACAUUUCAAGUGUUACAAUUAUUUCGUUUAUUUUCACUUACAGUGAUGUUUAUUUUUAACAGAAAAUUUAAUUAAUUUACUUUUCCGUUUCUUUUUUGUGUACGAUAUUAAAGCGUAAUUGUAGUCAACAAAGAAUCAAACAGAAGAACAAUACUGUACGAUCUUGAAAUUAUGUUGUUUUCCUUAUAAAUUUAUAACUUUCAUAUAUACGUUUACUAUCCAAGAUAUUUUAAACAUAUAAAUCUGCUAUAUAGUAAUCGAAUCUUGAUAAAUCUAAGAAUUAGAUUUUAUUUUUAUGUGAAAUGUUCAAAAUAUCAAAAUAGAUCUUUAUUAUCAACAAUUAUUAAAAAAGAAAUCUAUAUAACAAAGCAACAAACUUAGUGGAUUCUAAAUUAUUGUUGUGCUAUGUUGCUCUAUUAGAGCCCCUUAGAAUUAUUAUGAUAGUAACAAUAGGAAAAUUAAAACAAAUCUAAUUUGAUAUUAUAAAACGCGAGUAUAAAAUUAUGAGAGCAACAAUAGAUUUAAAAGUGCAACGUUAACUUUUGAAUCCUAGUCAUUAUAUUUUUAAGUUACGAAAUAUUUGUUAGCUGUUUGUGCUCUUUGCUAUGAAAAUCAGUCAUCUGAUGCUUCUUAAUGUCUUUGAUAAGCUUUUCAUAUAAAAUUGUUUAUGUUUCGUAUAUUACUUUUGAUAAAUAUACACGAUUCUAAUGUAUGUAUUGAUAUAUAAAUACUCAGUUUUGUGCACUAUAAAGAUUUCAAUUCAAUAUUUUGAAUUCAUUCUAAAUAAACUGAUUAGAUCGUGCAAUAUGUAUAAACUUUACAAUACUUAGUAGAUUUUACUGUAACUUUUGUGUAGAGUGGAAAAUUUAAUUUUAUGUCACUAAAAUAUAUAUAUAUGUAUACAUAUAUCUCGAGAAUUUAAAAAAUAACAUUAUACUGGAGUUACUAGUUUUUGAUUCAAAACAGUGAUUAUCUGGUAAUUUGUAUAAUGUAUGUGUAUAACCUUAGUUCCCUUAAGACUACAUGUUUGUCUGUCAACAUUUGAAUAAACUUUAUGAGCUGACACAAUUCA